Tigriopus californicus is the source of this 1628-nucleotide messenger RNA. Its product is annotated as zinc finger protein 124-like. The record is from RefSeq and is a predicted model, not a curated record. Gene Ontology annotation, biological process: regulation of transcription by RNA polymerase II. Gene Ontology annotation, cellular component: chromosome. Gene Ontology annotation, molecular function: chromatin insulator sequence binding. The transcript has 2 exons. The coding region runs from base 88 to 1470 and encodes 460 amino acids. Lineage: Eukaryota; Metazoa; Arthropoda; Copepoda; Harpacticoida; Harpacticidae.
AAGAGACAAAAUACACUAAACCAAACGUCAAAAACAUUUCCAAGUGCUCCAUAACUUUUAAAUGGAUUGACCACCAAACAAACAGCCAUGUCGCAGACAUUGGUAGAUCCUCUCAAACCCUCGAGUUCUUGGGAUCCGUUGAAGAUCACGGGCUUGACCAAAGUGUCCUUAGGUCGUUGGAUAUUAUUUCUUAAGGAGGAACCGGACCUUCAAAUCAACGAUGAACCUCAUUUUGCUCUCGCCAUACUUUAUCAUUGCAAUACUCACCAGUACAUAAUCCGAGUAUUUGGGCGUACCUAUCAAACUGGUUCGGCCGCUAAUUAUCAAGAAAUGGCGUUUAAGGCCCAAACCUUCUUUGAGACCGUAGUUCCAUGUGUGGGGAUCCUUUUUGCCGAUGCCUUGUUCCCCUUAUCUUGCAAAUUCUCGGUGAGUUGUUCCGUUGUGAUUCCCAAGAAAAAGGCCUUGAACAUUUGUGAUGAUUGCAUGAGAGAUAUGAAGGCCAGGCGAAGGGCCAAUAUCUUCUCCCAAGGUCGAAUAAAUCAGGAUGACAGUUCUGGAGAUGAAUGGCUCAAGUCAGAUGAGGACCCAAGCGAUAACAAUGACCAUGAUGAAGGCCCUGAAGCCUUUGGAGUUGAAUUCAAUACCAAAGACCAUUCUUCGAAAUGGUCCGUGGGAAUUUUCGAAUGUGACAGCUGCGAUUUAACCUUUGACAAGGCCGAAUCAUUCAGUGACCAUUCCUGGUUGGUCCAUCAAGCGGCGGAUCACCUUCGUUGUCCCAAUUGUGAGAAGUUCAUUUCAAUGGGACACAACCACACAAAUUUUGUCAAUCAUUGGAAGUUCUGUAGCAAGUUCAAAAUCGUUCCCAUCAGAGGAUUUCCUGGGGUGAAAUUUAGUUAUGAGUGCAAAACUUGCGGAGAAGCCUUUAAGUACAAAUCCGAUGUCAGAGGACAUCGACGCAAAUGCUUGAAUGAUUGUGAUCUCUGUGAUUAUAAGCCUCAAAAUCAUAAUGACUGGAGAAUGCACAAGAAAGAAGUGCAUCAAUUGGACCCGAAUGAAAGAGUUCCCAAGGAGCCUUCAGUAUGUGCGGAAUGCGGCAAGACCUUCAAGACUAAAACCAAGUUGAAAUACCACCAUAACAAGUAUCACGCCGAAAUCGAUCAGUUUGCUUGUAAGAUAUGCACCUUGAGAUGUGGGGCCAAAUCCAUUCUACGUAAUCAUAUGGCUACCCAUGAUGAACCCAAAAUCUUGUGCCCAAUAUGUGGGAACAGAUUCAAAUCGAAGGCGAACUUGAAUGUUCACUUGUUGAUUCAUUCGGGGGAAAAACCUUUCAAAUGUGAUACGUGUGAUUACUGCACAUCAGCCAAGGCUAGUUUGGCCGUGCAUAAGAAAUAUGUCCAUGGAGGAGUCUCGAGGCCGCCGAAAAAGAAGAAGAAAACCUCCAUGAAGGCUGAAACAAAGUCUAAAUCUUAGAUAAUGCCAAAAUCUGUCAGACGGUCCGGGCAGUUGUUUUUGGCAGCGCUGAUUGUUGGUGGAUCUUCAAUCAGGGUGACCAAUAGCCUUGGAAGAGUACAUGUUUUGCUUUGUUUUAUCUGAAUGUUCUUAUGAAUGGAAUUUUAAAGAUUGUUUUA